GGCCCGCCCUUAAAAACGUCACGUCGCGUCUGUAAAACAACACGUACGAACUGAGCGCCGUCAAUAACGCGAGAUUAGGGAUAAACGUUAAAUACCCUCCUGUGCUCCGGUACACGGACAUGACGGCGAAAUCCGUGUGACCGAAGAGUGUGAGGGCGCUUCUGAACACGAUCGCGCGGCCUCGUCAUCGACGGAUCGAGCGAUGGAUCGCGGCGGGUGCCGGAUGAACGGAGGCGGCGGUGGGGAUAUGAUCUCGCUGGAGGACCUGGAGUCCGUGUCGGAGGAUCAGCUGUCAGACAGUCCCGAGGAGGAGCUGGACGACCAGGAGGACCAGGAGAGACUCCUGCGCUACUGGAGAGAUGUGGCGCGAGGACACCAGGUGGAGGUGCCCAGAGACAUGGCCGAGCCCAUCCAGCAGAUCACCAGCAAUAACGACGGCACACACACACGGGAGCAGGUGCCGUACACACUCCUCACACGCAAGGAGAAGUGCGGGGAGGUGGUGUACGAGAAGCGGCGCUACGAGAAGGCGCACUGGGCCUGCAUCACGGUUCACGAGGAAACGUAUGAACAGAGCAUCUGCUACGGCUUCAUGAAGAUCAUGAGGUUCAUCUGCCAGCAGAACACAGCAGGGAGCUACCUGGGCAUGACCAUACCCAUCGUGACGGUGGUGCGCACCGAUGAGAUGCACACCACUCUGUCCCGGGCCGUCACUGUGGCGUAUUACCUUCCCAUGGUGCACCAGGGCGACCCGCCGCGACCCCACGACCCCGAGAUCAUCAUCGAGCAGUGGCCCGACACGGUCGUCUACAGCAGGGCCUUCGCGGGCGCCACUAACGAGCUGUCCAUCAUCAGCGAGAUCAGCGGUCUGGCCGAGGCUCUGGACUCUCCGGGCGACUGCGUGAACGACUCCUUCAUCGUGGCCGGAUACACCAACCCAGCGGCGGCCAAUCGGCAGAACGAGAUCUGGUUCCUGGAGAGGCCUUGAGCUGCUCGCUUUACCCACAAUCCUCUGCUCCUCUCAGAGUCAGUCCACACAACAGGUUACACGUCCUAGUUCCCGAUUACCCAUGAGCACUGCUCCUCGCUGUCGUCUGAUGAACACGAGCAGAAGCUCAUUUAUAUGCGCAACACUGAUUAUAAGCUACUACACCAAUGCAGACACCACAACUGCAGCGAGGCACUCUGGGCGCUGAUGCACAAGACAAUCAUGUGUUAUACCAUACACACACACUCACACGCUCUCUGUUCUGCUCGAUAAAUCAAUGCUCAUGUAGUCGUCUAAUCAAUAUAAUAGACACACAUACGUUUAUAUAUAUAUAUAUAUUGUCAUAGUGCUAUUUUUAAGUAUUUUUGUAAUGUUUCCUUUGCUGUUAUUCCUCCAUUAAGUGCAGAUGUCAAUCAAACAAGGAAAUGAAGGAGUUUUCGGAAUUGAACACACACACACACACACGUGUCUUUGAAUGAAGUUGAUGAGCUCUUGCAAACAGACGCCACGAUCAGUGUGUGUGUUUUACUCUAGCGCUCAUCGGGUUCGUGUCAGUGUAAACACUACAGCCACUGAGUUCUGAACGCUUCUCUUCAUAUUUCUGUUCUGAUCUCAAUAAACUAUUAUUGAAUCACA
This is a messenger RNA of Pimephales promelas (fathead minnow), 1624 nucleotides long. RefSeq names its product heme-binding protein soul3 (gene soul3). NCBI's taxonomy places the organism in Eukaryota, Metazoa, Chordata, Actinopteri, Cypriniformes, Leuciscidae. The record is from RefSeq and is a predicted model, not a curated record. Gene Ontology annotation, molecular function: heme binding.